Messenger RNA from Fopius arisanus, 622 nucleotides. It is a transcript of the gene tko, whose product is annotated as technical knockout. The record is from RefSeq and is a predicted model, not a curated record. Gene Ontology annotation, biological process: translation. Gene Ontology annotation, cellular component: ribosome; small ribosomal subunit. The coding region runs from base 87 to 557 and encodes 156 amino acids. Lineage: Eukaryota; Metazoa; Arthropoda; Insecta; Hymenoptera; Braconidae. The transcript has 4 exons. Gene Ontology annotation, molecular function: structural constituent of ribosome.
UAUUCAUAGUUUUUCUCUGUGCUCCAAUAUAAACUUCAAAUGUGAUAAUUUUAUCAUCUCCAAGAAGUAAUUUACCGAACUAAGAAAUGAGUGUCAUCGCAAGGAGUUUGAUGAAUAUAACUCGUUCUUACUUGGCGAAUCCUCUGCAAGGGAGUAUCUCCAGUCUCGGAAGAUUAUGCGUCAACAGUACAUUCACAGGAUUUACUGAGGCGAAGAGGUUUGGCUCCUCCCUCUUCAGGAUGCACAGAACAGGGCCGCACAUUAAAAAACGUACAAAACCGAAACCCUUAAACGGGCAGCCCUUUGCCAAGGGAGUGGUUAUUAAAACCCUAAUUAGAAAACCAAAGAAGCCGAACUCUGCAAACAGAAAGUGUGUGCUUGUUAAAUUGUCUACCGGCAAGGAAAAGAUUGCUUAUGUACCAGGGGAAGGACAUAAUUUACAGGAACACAAUAUUGUGCUGUGUAGAGUAGGAAGAGUCAAAGAUUGCCCUGGUAUUAAAAUCAAAUGCGUCAGAGGAAAGUAUGAUUUACCUCAUGUCGUCAAGAAAGAAAAUUGAAGACUUUAAAUUCUAUAAUAAUGUUUAAAUAAACAGUUAAAUAAAUGCAGAUCACGCUCAACAAA